AUGUUCCCGUCCAAACCUGUGGUUGACUAUAUGGACGAAAUUUUUAGAUUAUUUCCAAGGACAACAGAAAAUGACUUACUCUCAUCACCACCCACAUACAGUACCAGCUUUCUAUCUUCUCCAAUAAGCUCAGGCGCUGUCAACAGAUCUUCCAGUUCAGCUGAUUCCACAUCCCCCGAAUCAUUUCCCCAUAUUUCCAAUUAUCAAUCACCUGACUUAACAAUUGCACAUCAAAGCACAUCCCCUGAUACUCCAUUUAUACCAAGAUACCGUCCUAUUGUUGGUAGAAAAUACCCAAAUACCAAACAGCCAGCCUAUCAUGAUGUAGUGGAUACACCUGCAUAUCCCAACACAUGGGACAGAGACCAGGAACUGGCUAUCUGGCAAAACGAUGAAUUCACAUUCUCCCAAACACCACCAAAUAAUCCCAUGUUUCAUGAGCUAAGGAAUGUCACACCGAAUACAUACUAUGAACUUUUUCCACCAGAGAAAAAAUUCGAGAAUAAAACUCCUGUCAAAUCUAGACAUCCAGUCAGUUCUUGUAAUACAUCACCAAAUUUCUCCCAAAUGAGUGAGAUGUCUCCUCGUCGUUCUCCCAUCAUUCCAAGUCCAAUACGAUCCAAUGCCAUUGCUAUUUCACCAAUGUACAGUGUGGCUCGCUCAUCAAAUUCUCCCUCAGGCGAUACAAAAGUGUGCACAUUUUGCCGGAAAAAUGGGGAAACUCCGGUCGUGUAUAUGACGCAUACUGUUAAGGAGAAAAUUGGGAAUACCUUUAUUGUAACCUGUCCCAUUUUAAGAUCACAUGUUUGCUCAACUUGUGGUGGUACAGGGGAUAAUGCUCAUACUAUAACCUACUGUCCAGUGCUUCGCAAUAGAAACAACGGACAACCACUACAGUCCACCACCAUAACGCUGAAAAACACACGCAUCAAGAGCAACGGUAGAAAAAGAUAUUAAUUUUAUUGUCUAUGACAGCUUAUACAAUUAAUUUACUAACUGCAUACUCUAUAUCCAAAGAUUAUAUUAUGUGCCAAGAAUGUCAUUGCAUC
Achroia grisella is the source of this 1049-nucleotide messenger RNA. RefSeq lists its product as uncharacterized. Gene Ontology annotation, cellular component: perinuclear region of cytoplasm. Gene Ontology annotation, molecular function: zinc ion binding; mRNA binding. The record is from RefSeq and is a predicted model, not a curated record. Gene Ontology annotation, biological process: negative regulation of translation; oogenesis. Lineage: Eukaryota; Metazoa; Arthropoda; Insecta; Lepidoptera; Pyralidae. Bases 1 to 957 code for a protein of 318 amino acids. The transcript is spliced from 3 exons.